This is a messenger RNA of Ailuropoda melanoleuca (giant panda), 2946 nucleotides long. It is a transcript of the gene PTGR3, whose product is annotated as prostaglandin reductase 3. Gene Ontology annotation, molecular function: 15-oxoprostaglandin 13-reductase [NAD(P)+] activity. The transcript has 2 exons. The record is from RefSeq and is a predicted model, not a curated record. The annotation marks the transcript as partial. NCBI's taxonomy places the organism in Eukaryota, Metazoa, Chordata, Mammalia, Carnivora, Ursidae. Gene Ontology annotation, cellular component: mitochondrion.
UGGCGCGUGCGGGCAGUGGCGGAUCCCCACCUGCUGCGGCGGCCGCGCGGCGUCGAAGCAGGGGUCCGGGGGAGACGGGGGCCGCACUGGGGGUCAGGAGGCCGGGAGUGGGCGAGGUGCGCUGAGCUGAGUAGCGGAGGGCUGUCGCCACCAGCCCGAGACUCCCUCACUGACGACGCAGGCGGUUUAGAAGACGGCGAGACGGGGGGAGGGGGAGACACGAGAAACUGGGGUGCAUGGGAGGGCAGGGUCACGGGCCGGCCGCCCCAGGCCCCAGUCCUGCGGCCGUGGCGCUCCAGCGCGCCCUGUGCUCGGGACACCCCACCCCCACCCCGAGAGCUUGACCGCCCCUGGGUGCGAGGUCCACGGCCUGCGCAGCUUCGGCUUGCCCUUCGGACCCCCGCCGGGCCCAGGGAGGCCGAGGUCACGGUCGCUGGCCUGGGCGGCGGCCCCUCCUCCCCAGCGCCUGCCGGCUCGGCCCCAGCCUGCUCCGGGAGUCAGAGUCGGGGAUCGAGCCUCGCAGUGCCGGCGGUGGAGAAACCGGGACGAGAGGGCAGUCAGCGGAGGCCGGGCACUUCCGAGGGGAGACAGUUCCAGAGGGGCUUCUGGCGCCCCGCAGGCUGGCCGGGGCGCGCCGAGGUCGCGGCAGGGGAGGCGCAGAGCUGUCUGCACCCUGGACGGGGCGCGCCGAGAUUUGUCGGUGUUAAUGCAUCUGACAUCAACUAUUCCUCAGGCCGCUAUGACCCUUCAGUCAAGACCCCCUUUGACAUAGGUUUCGAAGGUGUGGGAGAGGUGGUAGCCUUAGGCCUGUCUGCCAGUGCCAGGUAUGCCGUUGGCCAGGCCGUGGCUUACCUGGCGCCCGGCUCCUUCGCUGAGUACACAGUGGUGCCUGCCAGUGCCGCGGCUCCCGUGGCCUCUCUGAAGCCCGAGUAUGUCACCCUGCCAAUAAGUGCUACCACUGCAUACAUCAGCCUGAAAGAGCUCGGAGGACUGUCGGAAGGGAUAAAAGUGUUGGUGACGGCAGCAGCUGGGGGGACAGGUCAGUUUGCUGUGCAGCUUGCAAAGAAGGCCAAGUGCCAUGUCAUUGGCACCUGCUCUUCCGAUAAAAAGUCUGCUUUUCUGAAGUCCAUUGGCUGUGAUCGUCCCAUCAACUAUAAGACUGAGCCUGUCAGCACUGUCCUGAAGCAGGAGUACCCCAAAGGUGUGGAUGUGGUCUAUGAAUCAGUCGGGGGCGCCAUGUUUGACGUGGCCGUAGAUGCCUUGGCUGUCAAGGGCCGCCUGAUAAUCAUUGGGUUCGUCUCUGGCUACCAAACUCCUACGGGCCUUGCACCUGUGAAAGCAGGGACAUUACCGGCCAAACUGCUGAAGAAAUCUGCCAGUGUCCAGGGCUUCUUCUUGAACCAUUACCUUUCUGAGUAUCAGGCAGCCAUGGACCACUUGGUUGAGAUGUAUGCGGGUGGAGACCUGGUCUGUGAGGUGGACCUUGGAGACCUUUCUGCAGAGGGCAGGUUUAUCGGCCUGGAGUCCGUAUUCCGGGCUGUUGAUUAUAUGUACAUGGGAAAAAACACUGGAAAAAUUGUAGUUGAAUUACCUCGCUCUGUCAACAGUAAGCUAUAAACAAUGACAUAAAUCAAAGGAGAAAGAAAAUGGGCACAUUAUUCCCCAGAAUUACUCAAAUCAUUUGUAGUUGGUAAUGGGUAGAAUAUUUCUUAAAACAAAAGUCAGGUGUUAAUGAAUAAGUUUCUCUUUCUCUUUUGUUUUUUGGGUUUUCUUGCCCCUCCUUUCAAAAAAAUGCUAAUAAAAACUUCUCUCGAUGGCUCAGAGGUAAAACUGUUAUAUUCAAUUCUUUGGUCAUGGACAGUCUCAUUCCAGAUUUUAUUGUUCCAGAGAAUUAAAUUAAUUCCUGAUGCAAGAUCUGAUCAAAUCAGUAUGUCUUCAGCUUGAUGAGAUUUUAAAAUCGGUCUUGAAAAUAGUCCACAAAUUCUUUACUUUAGGAGAGUUUGGUCUUAGGCUAAUGAGCAGUUAAUAAAUGAGAGAGAGAGCAGAAGGGCACUCAUAUAUUUUGAGUCCAUAUUCCCAGGAAAUGGCCCUUCCCUUUCUGUAAAUCACCAACUAUCUAAAUAGAAAUUUGGAGGAAUUCUCCCAAAACUUUGAUUUGUUAGAUCAUUGGAAAAAUGACUAUGUGAACGCAGACCUGUUUUUAAAAAGUGUCUAUUAUUUGCUGCUUUAUGCACCAUUAUCCCGGUUAGGCCUGUGUGGAACCGAAAGUUCUCUCUGCCCUUAAGAAGCAGUGUUGAAAACUGAUGAGACAAAAGCAGACUUUAGAGGGGGAUAUUGCCGAGAUGGGGGGAGCUUUAGAAACUUAGUACCUACCUGGGAAGGGAGAGGGUGUGCUGUGUCCACGGGGAGGGGAUGUUCUGCCCAACGAAGGGAAAGCACUCUCUAGGCACAGGGCCAGAGAUUAAUAACAGCAUCCUUCCUGUGCCUGAAGUCGGAUCUACCAGACAGCACCGUGCAGAGGAGGGACUGACGCAAUCGAAAAUAAUAAGACAUUCGCUCCGUGUUUCAGACUUUCGGACACGGUGUGUUUUCUCUCUGAUCUUGGAAACAGAAGAGUGUGUGUGGCAGAGAACCCUGUCGCUGUGUCCCCAUUUUCCUUCGUUCUGUGGGAAAGAACGGCUCCUCGUUACUGCAGCCCACUGCCCGGUGUCACACGUGAGAGGAACGUCACGAGCCUUCCCCGGUGAAUCAUGCCCGUGGCCGCUGUGCCCACCUCCUCACCUUCAGCUCACCAAAGCCGGCUACGGCUCUCAUCGCGAACUCGGAAAUCCCAUCGUGCCUUUCUAAUUGAAGCCAAAGCCCACCCGAUUAUGGUUCAGAGCCCUGGGUUUCGGUGUCUCUAACGUGCUAAAUAAAUACGAACGCAAUUAAAGAUGCUCCAGGAAA